AUGGAGGAGAAAAGGGGAGAGGCAGUUGAGAGCCACGGGCCCAGACUGGGAGAAGAAGUGGCGCCGGUGGAUGGGCUGCUACAUCCGUCCGUUGUAGAGUGUCUCCUUGAACGGACAUUGGCUGGGGGGCCCGGACACCAGUCCGUACCGGGUUUAACUCCCCUCGAUCCCUUUUCGAAUCCCACGCCAAUCAGACGGUGGAUGGAGGGGCGGGGUAAACGAGAUUCGAUGAAGUUGUCUGGAGCACAAGUCGCGCGACCGUGCGAUGAACAAAGCGGCGUUCGGAUAAACGUCCAGGAAGUACGAAAUACCUAUUGUUUCUUGCCUUCUUGUCUAAUGUACUACGGAAAUGGAGGGGAGGAAAUACCUGGUCCAUACCUAGAUACCCAAGGUAUAAUGCAGGGAAGUCGAAUGAUAUGGAUGGGCUGA
Aspergillus terreus NIH2624 is the source of this 429-nucleotide messenger RNA. RefSeq lists its product as uncharacterized. NCBI's taxonomy places the organism in Eukaryota, Fungi, Ascomycota, Eurotiomycetes, Eurotiales, Aspergillaceae. The transcript has a single exon. Bases 1 to 429 code for a protein of 142 amino acids. The record is from RefSeq and is a predicted model, not a curated record.